AUGCGAUUCGGCGGUCGACGACAUCGUUAUGAAAGCAGUGACGACGCUGAUUCGAUCGAUUCGAUGUCGGUACAGCAGAAAAAUAAGGAAAAAGAGGAAUGGAAGUGGGCACAGUCGUUGGCAAGACGCUUGGAACAAGUGCUGAACGUGCAUCCAGAGAAAUACCAAAAUGGGUGUAGCAGUCAAAGACCAAGUCGUCAAUCGUCACCAGAUCAACUGUUGGCGCCCACCAGGAGUAGAAGUGCCGAUUUCGGCAGAGCCGCUGAAAUGGCAAGUGGACACAGUGAAGAAGGAAAAGGAAUGCUUCUACGAAAUGGAGAUGACAAAGUUCGACACCCAAGUCCACAACGUGGCACUCCUGACAGCUCCAGCACACAAGGCCACCAGUACGCGGAUCAAAUCGUUACUAUUAAUGUUUCUGGCAUGAGGUUUCAAACAUAUGAGAGUACAUUGGCAAGAUACCCCAAUUCUUUGCUUGGAGACCCUUCGAAAAGACAAAAUUAUUUUGUUCCCGAUACCAACGAAUUCUUCUUCGAUCGACAUCGAACGACAUUCGAGUCAAUAUUGUACAUCUAUCAAAGUGGUGGAAGAGUGAAACGUCCCGAAAUUGUUCCUAUUGAUGUGUUUUUGAGAGAGAUGAGGUUCUAUCAGAUGGGCGACGAACUUCUUGAAGAGUUCUGGAUUGCAGAAGGUUACGAAAAACCGAAUGAAGUUAUGAUGCCAACAAAUAAGACGCAGAGAAAGAUAUGGGAAUUGAUGGAAUAUCCAGAUAGUUCUUUAUCAGCAAGGAUUAUUGCAUUCAUUUCAAUUGCAGUUAUUGCAUUAUCUAUUAUAUCAUUCUGCUGGGAAACGGUUCCAUCUGAUAACGACGAGAAACUUGUAAACAUCACCACAGGCGAGAUGAUCGAAGAAAUGGAUGAAAAGCACUACUCGCCAUUUUUCUGGAUCGAAUUGAUGUGUAUUCUUUGGUUCACGAUUGAGCUGAUUCUACGAUUCAUCUCAUGUCCAUGCAAAGUGGUAUUCGCGACGUCUAUUUUGAACAUCAUCGAUUUUGUGGCUAUCGCACCAUUCUUUGUCAACUUUUUCUUCGCCGACACGAGCAAAUCCAACUCUUCAAUGUCGUUUGCCGUAUUACGAGUGCUUAGAUUGGUUCGAGUCUUCCGAGUUUUCAAACUCAGUCGACAUUCCGUUGGUCUCCAAAUCCUUGGGAAAACAUUCCGAUCUUCUGUACAAGAGUUUUGUCUUCUUAUCUUUUUCAUGGCUAUCGCUUUGGUACUUUUUGCAUCUGGAAUGUAUUUCGCGGAACAGGGAGAACCGAAUUCAAAGUUUACUUCUAUUCCUGCAAGCUUCUGGUUUGUGUUGGUUACCAUGACAACUGUUGGAUACGGAGAUCUCGUCCCACUCAGCCCGUUCGGGAAAGUGGUUGGCGGUAUGUGCGCAAUGAUUGGUGUUCUCACUUUGGCACUUCCAGUUCCAAUCAUUGUUGCCAACUUUAAACACUUCUACCGCCAAGAAAAUCGGCUAGCCUCCAUGAAAAAUACUUCAAAGGGUGAACCAGAAGACGAUGACAUCGCGUGA
Molecule: messenger RNA, 1578 nt
Organism: Caenorhabditis remanei
Lineage: Eukaryota; Metazoa; Nematoda; Chromadorea; Rhabditida; Rhabditidae
Exons: 14
Coding region: 1-1578 (525 amino acids)
Biological process (GO): potassium ion transmembrane transport; protein homooligomerization
Cellular component (GO): membrane; voltage-gated potassium channel complex
Molecular function (GO): delayed rectifier potassium channel activity; protein binding
Source: RefSeq, a predicted model, not a curated record